AAGAUCUAGUUGACCCAAAUUGACAGCCAUAGGAAGCUGAGUAGCGUGGUUAUCAACAGAAAGUAACGAGUGAGGAGGGAAAAGCCAAGUACUCCAUUCAAACAGUUACAGCUACAAUCCAUACACGCUAUAUAUUGCUCCAUUCUUUCAUCAGGAACUUCUCUUUCGACUUGUUUUAAAGAAGUGUUUAGUUUAUCUAUUUAGUUCAAGGAGAAUUUGUGUUCCCGCCUAUUUUGAACACCACCUGUUUGUUAAAAUAACCCAACCAUAACCAACAUUGUUUUUUCGUGUUUCAUUGCCUGAGCCACCAAAAUGCUAAUUCUCCAAACUACUAUUGUGCCUGGAACCUUCUCACCUUUCCGUACAACAAAAAUUGAUACAUGCUUCUUGUCUUGUUCCACUAUAUCUACCCAUCACAUUGUAAAGCCUGUUUCAAUAUCAUGCUCUGUUUCAACAAGCUCUAGUUCAAAACCUGAACCCGAAUCUAAUCCUAGCUCCAAACUAAGAGCAAAAAAUAAGGGAAAAAGUUCCAAAUCUGAAGAUGCUGUAUCUGUUAAUAAGGAUGGUGGAAAUUCUGAGUAUAUCUUCCCAACAACUAUUCCAAGGAAGCCGAGGCGCGGUCGUAAAAGUGAGGCCAUGAAAAUAGAAGAUUUUGUACGCGAUACAUUGGAGAAUACUUUUGCUGCAAUUCGGCAGCAAAAUGGGGAUGCUUUGAAGAAUCACAAUGAUAUAAUGAAGGGCAGUGUUGGUGAUGAUGGUAAAUCAGAACACAGUGAUGAUGAUAGUGAUGAGGGGGAGGAAGAUGAAGAGGGAGAUGGGGGUGAAAAGAAGAUGGUGAUUGAGGAAGAAAGUGAGAGCUGGCCAUUGGAUACGGAUGUUGGGUGGGGAGUUAGAGCUUCAGAGUAUUUUGAGAAGCAUCCAAUUAAGAAUGUUGUGGGAGAUGAUGGUGUUGAAAUUGAUUGGGAAGGCGAAACGGAUGAUAACUGGGUGCAGGAGAUCAAUUGCUUGGAAUGGGAGAGUUUUGCUUUUCAUCCCAGCCCUUUAAUUGUCCUUGUUUUUGAACGCUAUAACAGGGCAGUCGAUAACUGGAAAAACUUGAAAGAGCUAGAGAAAGCAAUAAAGGUGUACUGGAGUGCUAAAGAUCGGUUACCUCCCCGGGCGGUUAAGAUAGACAUUAACAUAGAGAGAGACUUGGCUUAUGCCCUCAAAGCUCGAGAAUGUCCACAAAUUUUAUUUUUACGGGGCAAUAAGAUGGUGUACAGGGAGAAAGAACUCAGAACUGCAGAUGAGCUGGUUCAGAUGAUUGCAUUUUUCUAUUACAAUGCAAAGAAGCCUGCAUGGAUAGAUGACAAGGCCUUAUAUUUACGAUAUUAAUUGUUUUUUCAAGAAUGUCACACGGCCCUUGUUGCCUUGUUGCCUUGUUGCGUAGCAAUUCUAUAUUAUGAUAAUGAUGAAAUGAAAUAUAUAAAACUAGAGAUAUAAUCAAGAUUAUUAUUCAUCAAUGCAAAUAUAUAAAACUAUUGAUCA
Lathyrus oleraceus (garden pea) is the source of this 1527-nucleotide messenger RNA. RefSeq names its product thioredoxin-like fold domain-containing protein MRL7, chloroplastic. The coding region runs from base 313 to 1374 and encodes 353 amino acids. Gene Ontology annotation, cellular component: chloroplast stroma. Gene Ontology annotation, biological process: chloroplast organization; regulation of DNA-templated transcription. NCBI's taxonomy places the organism in Eukaryota, Viridiplantae, Streptophyta, Magnoliopsida, Fabales, Fabaceae. The record is from RefSeq and is a predicted model, not a curated record. The transcript has 4 exons.